AUGGGGCCCCUGAGAGAAACAUUCCCCCGUGCCCGAGGCCCUGAGCCUCAUCCCGUCUUAGACGUUGCGUCCACGGAGCGGGUGCCCAGACGCCGGGAACGCCUCAGCCUCGAAGCGGCCAGCACAGCAGCCCACUCCAAAGUCUCCCAGCCUCGGUCUUACACACCCAACUACCGGCCAGGCCACGAGCACUCGACGAAACCCCACGACGACAAUCCCACGGCCGCAGCUCGCGACGCAGCAGCGCAUGGCUACAACGCAGACCGCGGACUAGCAUCCACCAUGUUUCAGAGGUUCAAGAGCGCAAUCGACCGGACCAUCGCCGAGGAGCAGGCCCGCCAGAAGGCCGCCUCCGAUCAGCCCACGCCCUCCGGCACCCGUCCUCGCUCCGUCUCCCGCACCAACAGCGCCAAGGACUCGCCCGCGAAGCGCAGACCGAAGAAGCCCGCCCAGGACGUUUCCAAUGGCGACGGCCUGCCCAAUCCGGACCCUGCCGUCUUCGAGGCCGCCUUUGCUCUAGACGAGGAGGAGGCCGAGGCCAAGGAGACCGACGAGAAGCCUGCUGUUGCCCAGGACGAUGCGACAACGGCCGAGAAAGCCGAUGGGCUUGCAACAGACGGCGCCGAGUCCAAUGGCGACCGCGUCGACAAGCCAGCCAAAUCACCAGAAGCAGCUGAGCCGGCCGCCAGCGCGGCGCAACCUGUCCCCUCGGCUGAACUGCCCGCCGAAGUCAAGGCCAAACUGCGGAAACUGGACAAGCUCGAAAAGACAUAUCCCGAGCUGUUGCGCUCGUAUCGUAUCGCCCAUGGACGAGCCACCUCGAUCGAGCCCUUCGAAAGGGCGUUGCGCGAGAACACGCCGCUCACAUCCAUCAAGGAUCCUGCCGCCCUGUUAGAGUACCUCAACCAGUUGAAUCUGAAGGGCGACAUGGUCAUGGACGAGUUCAAGCGUGUCUCGGCCGAGAAGGAGAGCUUCAAGAAGAAAUACGAAGACGCCGACAAGGAGCUUGUGCAGCUCAGAGACGAGCUUGCGACACUCAAGGCUGCCAGGUCAGAAGCAUCGCCGUCGCAGGUCGCCGGCGCCGGCGAAACCAAGGCAGAAGACGAGCCCAAAGAGCCCGCUUCACCAUCUGCCGCCCAGCCUGCGGACGGCAAGACAAAGUCCCCCGAUGCCGGCAAGGAUGAAAGCGAGGAUAUGUUCUCGUACGAGGAUGAGAUUCCUCAGCUGCAGGCCGAGGUUGCUUCCAAGACCGAAGAGAUUGCCCAGCUCAAGUCGGAAAUCGGUAACCUGAAGGAGGAGCUCUCUGUGGCCAAGGAACACAGUGCUGGCUUGGUCGAGAAUCUCGAGGUUGCCACCCGUGAGCUCAGCGAAGUUCGAGACAAGUCCGCCGUCCAAGGCUCUCUACAGACCCAACUUGAUGCCAGGAAUACCGAGAUCCAGACGCUCACCGAGAAGAUCGAGCAACUGACAAGUCAACUGCGAGACGUGGAAAGUAGCCUGGAGAAAGAAAGGACCACCUCGGCCGAGACUACGAAGCAGAACAAAUCCGCCAUCAAGGCUGCCGAGGACGAGAAGGCUGAGCAGCAGUCCAAGUUCAAGGAGCUAGCCCAAGCGAAAUCAAAUCUCGAGACUAAGAUCGUGGGGCUGACGUCGGAGAUUGAAUCCCUGAAGAAGUCCAAGACGGAGAGCCUGGAGAAGAUAGAGCAGCUCAACAAGCAGAUCCAGGAUGCGCCUCCUCCUAGCCCGGCUACCACUGCUGCCCCGUCCGAGUCCUUGGAGGUCCCGCCGACCCCUUCAACCACUGGUGCGAGCAAAAAGAAGAACAACAAGAAAAAGAAGAAGGGCGGCGCUUCCUCGGCCGCGGGCGCUUCUACACCUACUGCUGCCUCCGAGCAACCACCGCCCUCACCUGCUGAACCCCCUGAAACUGCCUCGCUGCGAGAGGAGCUCACCAAAUUAAAGGAUGAGAUCUCUCAGAAGGACACACAAAUCGACCGACUCUCGAAGCAGCGGAAGACGGAAGAGGAUCUUCGUGAGGAGAUCGAAACUAUCCAGGAGACUCUGCUCUCUAUCGGCCACGACCAUACUGAUGCAAAGGAUAAGAUCAAGCAACUCGAGUCAGAGAGGGCGUCGCUCAAGGAACGUAUUGCUGAGUUGGAAGCUGAGGUUGCGUCCUUCACGUCGAAUACAGAGGCGAGUUCCAAGCUGCAAUCCGAGUUGGACACCAUGAAGAGCGAGUUCGAUGCCUUGAAGGCCAAGUCACAAACCUUGACAUCGGAUCUAGGGGCAGCUCAACAGCUGGCUCAGUCGCGGUAUAAGGAUCUUACUGACCUUCGCGAGGUUCUGUCCAAGGCGCAACCAGAGCUGAAAUCGUUGCGACAGGACUCGGCAGCAUUAAAGACAACCAGGGAAGAAUUGGCGACCAAACAGACAGAAAUCAGAAACCUCGAGAAGCGGGAGAAGGAGCUCAAGAUGGAAGUCGCCCGUGUCCAACGCAUUGCGGCCGACAGAGAAGGUGACAUUCGAAACCUGAACGAUAGGAUCGCAGCCGAGGGCAAGACUCGUGCUAAGCUCGAAGAUGAAAAGAGAGUGGCCGGCAGGGAUUUCAGGCGUUCCGAGGCCGAGAAGAUCGAGCUCUCUGCCAAGGCCGAAAAGGCAGCCCGAGAGCUUGAGUCGUUACAGUCCGAACUUGCGGGUGUCAAGCCCAAGAUCAAAACCCUGGAAGAUCAAGUCGAGGCGCUGCAGCGAGAACGGGAUUCUUUGAAGGAAGAGGCCGACCUCAAGACGGCUCAGUACAAUUCGGCACAGGGCUUGAUGGGCUCAAUGCGUGACCAGACCGCCGAGCUGAGCGUACAGCUGAAGGAAGCCAGGGGCCAGGCGGAAUCGCUCGAAGAGGAACUUGCUGAGGUUCAGAAGCAUCUGCAGGAGAGAACGCGCGAGGGCGAGACGAUGCGCCGCAUGGUCAACGAAGUCGACUCGCGCGCCGAUGCCAAGGUCCGCGAGAUGCGGGCGCGCCUGGACGCGGCCGUCGAGGAACGCGACCGCAUCGAGGACGAGGCCAGCACCUUGGGCCGCCGCAGGGCUCGUGAGAGCGAGGACCUCAAGGCCAAGGUGCGCGAGCUCGAGCGCGAUGUCAAGACGCUAGGCUCCGAGAAGGACGACCUGGAGGCCAGGGAGCGCGAGUGGAGAAGAAGAAGGGAAGAGCUCGAGCAGGUCGAGCAGAAGGCCAACGCCGAGGUCGAGGACAUGCGGACUGCCGUCGCGAACUUGAGGUCCGCGCUCGACAGCUCCGAGGUCCAGGUCCGGGAAGCCGAGAAGCAGAAGGGGGAUCUACGGAAGUUGCUCGACGAGGCCAGGUCUCGCUAUGAGAAACUCAACAAGGAGCUCAGGACGGCACAGGGCAGACUCGCCGGUGGCAGUGCUUCGAAUCUCGCGGGCAGUGGCCGUAGCAGCAUCGAUAGCUCGAGAUCUGGCACGCCCAUCAACGGUGGUGCCGCAGCCCCCGCCGGUCAGCCGGCCGUGGACACCAUGUAUCUCAAGACAAUCCUGCUGCAGUUCUUGGAGGUUAAGGAUGAGAAGGUCAGGUCACAGCUGGUUCCGGUACUGGGGAAGCUGCUGAGAUUCGAUCGGAGUGAUGAACAGAAGUGGAUAAACGCUGUCCACAGCCUGGCGAAAUCGGGGAGAUAG
This is a messenger RNA of Neoarthrinium moseri, 3687 nucleotides long. RefSeq lists its product as uncharacterized. The transcript has 4 exons. NCBI's taxonomy places the organism in Eukaryota, Fungi, Ascomycota, Sordariomycetes, Amphisphaeriales, Apiosporaceae. The coding region runs from base 1 to 3687 and encodes 1228 amino acids. The record is from RefSeq and is a predicted model, not a curated record.